This is a messenger RNA of Pollicipes pollicipes, 1251 nucleotides long. It is a transcript of the gene pen-2, whose product is annotated as presenilin enhancer, gamma-secretase subunit. The record is from RefSeq and is a predicted model, not a curated record. Lineage: Eukaryota; Metazoa; Arthropoda; Thecostraca; Pollicipedomorpha; Pollicipedidae. The coding region runs from base 195 to 500 and encodes 101 amino acids. The transcript has 3 exons. Gene Ontology annotation, cellular component: gamma-secretase complex.
UGUAAAUGGGGGAAAGGCGCAAGGCCCUAGGGAGAGCGUGAGGAGGGCGUGAGCGCAAUCAGGGCAGUAACGUGGGUGGUUCUGGGUGUUUAAUACAUAUUGAUAAGCGCAUUAAGUUCGGGUGGAAAGAGCCACGGUAGUGAUUACACUUCACUGGAAUUUCGUCUGAAAUCACCGCUCGUCUUGCUUGGGAAAUGAAUCUUGCCAAAGUAUCGAACGCCGAGAAACUGGGAAUCUGCAAGAAGUAUUUUUACGGUGGUUUCUUCUUCCUUCCAUUUUUGUGGAUGGUGAAUGCAAUAUGGUUUUAUGUUUGGGCAUUCAGAAGACCAAGGUUUCCUGAGCAGUAUCAGAUCAAGAGAUACGUCAUCUACUCUGGCGUGGGCUCGGCCGUCUGGCUGGCGGGGCUCAUCAUCUGGCAGAUCAUGUACCAGACGCAUCGGGUCAGCUGGGGCCGCGCCGGCGACGACAUCUCCUUCUUCCUGCCCAUGGGCAGGUUGUGACUGGGCCGCCGGCUGCAGCGGGCUCCGGCGGCGGCGGCCCCACCACUCGCCGGUCGGCUCGUCGGAGGUCCGGGGUCGGGCAUCGCCAUAGCGUUGAUGCGUGAGUGAUUGGAGCGCGGCCGCCCCCGCCGGCGUGGAGGUGCCGUGCGGGGCGGAAGUGACAGACGCGUGCGCUCGUCCUCGGUGGGAUGUGGCGUCAGCCAUCAUGUCAGGCCAUUGGUCGGCGCACUCACGGAGUCCAAUGGUGAUCAAACUCAUGGGAAAUUACGGCGAGUGAUUUACUCGCGCCGACUUGUGCUUUUGUGCGUGUAAACAUGAACACCUUACAUCGCAUAUGAUUUAACUUGUAUAGCAACUCACGGCUAUCAAAAGCAUCUGGCGACGCUAAAAUAACCAGUGCACCGUAGCAGAGGGGUCCCAAAAGCAUUACUGCCACUGUAUUAUUGAUUCCCAAGUGGUAAUGCCACUUUGCAUAGGCACUAUUACAUGCCGCUAGUUUGUGGACGUAAAGAAAUACCUGUUUAACUUUAGUUGAGCCAAGCCCUUCGGGUAAUAUUGACAGGCGUAUACGUGCCUGCUAGGUUGUCGCGAAGGUUCAGGUGCAGAACAGGUAAGCAUGUAGUUACUACAAACAUCGCAUUCCAAAACAAAUCAUAUCUGCCCUGCAAAAUGACCACAUCAUCCGUCAUGUAUUCCGCGAGGCUCAUCUAAAUGACAAAUGUUCUCAAACUUAUAUAAACGUGUCCAUUUU